UUAUACCGCUCCUUGUUUCCUCCCACUCUAAACACACACACACACACACAUGAUGUAAAACUGGUGCAACUGGUUUCCACCAUAAAACUUCACAUGAAGCAGUCAUGCCUCGUUUGCGGGAAAGAAAAGGUCACCGGUUUCCCGUCUCAAUGUGGAAUAUUGAGCGUGUCGAUUGCACUUCCUUCUUUUUCAACUGCGUAUAUUCCACACAACCCCUUUGGGAAGUAGAUUAUUAUUGGCCAACAUGACUAGUUGGCACAUAAUCUGUGUGCUGAUACAUCCACAUGGAAGAUUAAGGAAGGUGUACUUGCCGUAACCACGCCUCCUGAUACAGGCUUCUACAUAAGGUUGGAGCCCAGUCCGCUGCAUUCAAAGACACCUGUGUGCCUGGGAGAUAUGGCCCAAACAGUGAACAUUGUUUCAAGGCAGCAGUGGGGAGCCACUGCCCCUAAAAGUAAGGAGACCCUGAAGGGCUCUGCCCAGAGAGCUAUCAUACACCACACCGCCCUCCCAAGAUGCAACAACGAGAAAGAGUGCAAGAGCCGCCUUGCCAGCAUUCAGAGAACCCAUGUGAAGGAAAGAGGCUUCGACGACAUCGGGUAUAAUUUUCUUGUCGGAGAAGACGGUACAGUGUAUGAGGGCCGCGGCUGGGGUGUGGUAGGGGCACACGCCAAAGGCAGCAAUCAUGACUCAGUGGGGAUUGCCUUCAUGGGUAAUUUUAAUGUUGAAACGCCGAGCACAGAGGCGCUGUCGUCUGUCAAACGGCUGCUGCAGUCCGGAGUUCGUGAGUGCUUUCUAAUCCCAAAGUUUUCCGUGGUUGGGCACCGAGAUGUGGGCCGGACGGAAUGUCCAGGAGGUCAACUGUAUGCUGCCCUGCCACAGCUCAAGGGUUGCCAAUCGCUUUGAUGCAGGGAUGGAUUAACGAACGGGCCUACCAGGCCCAGGGGCCCAUGAGCUCAGGGGGCCCCUAAGCCAGAGCCUCCGCGCGUGACGUCGCUGUUAUUACCUUCGCAUUGAAAAUGCCGGAAGGUUAUGUUUUGAUCGCCGUGUAUUUAUUUAUUUAUUUAUUUGUAUGCGUGUUAUUCGCAAAACUCAAAAAGUAUUGAACCGAAUCGCAUGAAAUUUGGUGGGAUGAUUGUUUAUUAUCCGGGGACCAGUUGAUUAGAUUUUGUGAUCGAUCGGGUCAAAGGUCAAGGUCAAAGGUCAUGAACAGGUCAAAUCUUCUUGAAUCACAUGGAAUUUGGUGGGAUGAUUGGUUAUUAUCCGGGGACCAUUUGAUUAGAUUUUGGGAUCAAUCGGGUCAAAGGUCAAGGUCAAAGGUCAUGGAAAGGUCAAAAUCUUUUUUUUACCAUAGCACGAUACAUUUUUGUCCAAUUGGCAUGCAACUAAUGCCAAAAUGUUCAUAAUUCAAUGCCCAAUCUUGUGAUAUGCGAAGGUAUGCGCUCUACCGAGUGCCCGUUCUAGUUAACAUUGUAUUGAUAUGAAUAUGAUGAUAUGACACGAUGCGCCGUAGCCGGUAUAUGCUAGGCUUAAGUCAUUCAUGUCAGUAACAGGGCCCCAAUAGUCCUACUGAGGGAUGGAUUACCGAACGAGCCUGCCGGCACCAGGGGCCCGUGAGCUCAGGGGGCUUUUGCACUACACAUACACUAUGCUGAUCUGCACUACAUGUUUAGCUUUACCUUUUCUUGCUUCUCAGUUACAGAUUUUUGUAAAUAGUUAAUUUAAGAAUUUAAUAAAUUAUCUUUUGAAUUCAAACCUUAACUCGGUGUGGUCUCCCUAUGAUGUUAUUUCCACUUUGAGCCGUGUGGUUGUAACGAUUACAAAAGUUAUUCGUUGAAUACAUAUAACCGAAGUCCCUGCUAUCAUAUAAUUUGCGUUAUGUUGUCUGCUCAGCUCCGGUAUCGUUGUUCCAUACGGACUGUUUUGUUAGCGAUGUUUGUUUGUUUUUUGCAGGGGGGGGGGCUUGACACGUCCAGGCCCAGGGGCCCGUGGUUUCUUAAUCCGUCCAUGCUUUGAUGGCACACAAACCUUCACCAGUUCAAUCAAAUCACAGAUUUGGAAUAAUCAGGAUGAAAGGAUGAACAAUAACUUAAUAUCUUGAAAACUAAUGGUCCAAUACAUUUUUUCUUUUAACCUUUUCAUUUCUUUUACAUUUUUUAAAAUAAAUCUCGGCUGUCCUCUGAACUCGGGGAAGGUUUGGAGUUUCACAGCCUGUUCCAGCAGAGGGAGCCAUCAUACGGGGUGAAGUGCACAAUGGAUGUAAGUCAAUGCACUUACAUUCACUUAAGGUAAAAAAUGGUCCCAGUAGCUCUUACUUAUUAGAUUACAUUCUAUCAAUAUGUCACCGUGCUACUCUUGAGUUAUAAGUGCAAUAUUAAUAUGUUUGGCAAUACAUUUUACUUAAGAAUACUAUAUGCAUGAUAUUGGUAUUAAUGGACAAGGGGUGUAAGCUUCACGUUCACAUGGGUUUAACCCUGUGCUGAUGCUUUGUUAAUAAAUGCAAUGUUAUCAGCAAUA
Molecule: messenger RNA, 2517 nt
Organism: Pseudoliparis swirei
Lineage: Eukaryota; Metazoa; Chordata; Actinopteri; Perciformes; Liparidae
Gene: pglyrp5
Product: peptidoglycan recognition protein 5
Exons: 4
Coding region: 397-906 (169 amino acids)
Biological process (GO): innate immune response; peptidoglycan catabolic process
Molecular function (GO): peptidoglycan binding; N-acetylmuramoyl-L-alanine amidase activity; zinc ion binding
Source: RefSeq, a predicted model, not a curated record